Larimichthys crocea (large yellow croaker) is the source of this 3146-nucleotide messenger RNA. Its product is annotated as tubulin beta chain. Gene Ontology annotation, cellular component: microtubule. Lineage: Eukaryota; Metazoa; Chordata; Actinopteri; Sciaenidae. Gene Ontology annotation, biological process: microtubule-based process. The transcript is spliced from 5 exons. Bases 103 to 1437 code for a protein of 444 amino acids. Gene Ontology annotation, molecular function: GTP binding; structural constituent of cytoskeleton; GTPase activity. The record is from RefSeq and is a predicted model, not a curated record.
ACACAGUGUUCAGUGUGUCUGUCAGUCUGUCUGUGCUCAGUCAGUAGGUCAGCAGCUCCUCUGCAUCUCCUCCACUCUUUACUUCACUCACUAUCAUCCAUCAUGAGGGAAAUCGUGCACAUCCAGGCCGGCCAGUGCGGGAACCAGAUUGGUGCAAAGUUCUGGGAGGUGAUCAGCGAUGAGCACGGCAUUGACCCAACAGGAACCUACCAUGGAGACAGCGACCUGCAGCUGGACAGGAUCAGUGUGUAUUACAACGAAGCCACUGGUGGGAAGUAUGUGCCCAGAGCCAUCCUAGUAGACCUGGAACCGGGCACCAUGGACUCUGUCCGCUCUGGACCCUUUGGACAAAUCUUCAGACCCGACAACUUUGUCUUUGGUCAAAGUGGAGCAGGAAACAACUGGGCCAAAGGUCACUACACUGAGGGGGCCGAGCUGGUGGACUCGGUCCUGGAUGUGGUGAGGAAAGAGGCUGAGAGCUGCGAGUGUCUGCAGGGCUUCCAGCUCACACACUCCCUGGGAGGAGGCACCGGCUCCGGCAUGGGCACCCUGCUCAUCAGCAAGAUCAGGGAGGAGUACCCUGACCGCAUCAUGAACACCUUCAGCGUGGUGCCCUCUCCGAAGGUAUCGGACACAGUGGUUGAGCCGUACAAUGCCACACUGUCAGUGCACCAGCUUGUUGAAAACACAGAUGAGACCUACUGCAUUGACAACGAAGCUCUUUAUGACAUUUGCUUCCGCACUCUCAAACUCACAACACCCACCUACGGCGAUCUGAACCACCUGGUUUCAGCCACCAUGAGCGGCGUGACCACUUGCCUGCGUUUCCCCGGCCAGCUUAACGCCGAUCUGAGGAAGCUGGCGGUCAACAUGGUUCCCUUCCCUCGUCUCCACUUCUUCAUGCCCGGCUUUGCUCCUCUGACCAGCAGGGGGAGUCAGCAGUACCGUGCCCUGACGGUGCCCGAGCUCACCCAGCAGGUGUUUGACGCCAAAAACAUGAUGGCAGCUUGCGACCCACGCCACGGACGCUACCUGACGGUGGCAGCCGUGUUCCGUGGGCGCAUGUCCAUGAAGGAGGUGGAUGAGCAGAUGCUGAAUGUCCAAAACAAGAACAGCAGCUACUUUGUGGAGUGGAUCCCCAACAACGUGAAGACGGCCGUCUGCGACAUCCCGCCACGUGGCCUCAAAAUGGCCGUCACCUUCAUUGGCAACAGCACCGCCAUCCAGGAGCUGUUCAAACGCAUCUCUGAGCAGUUCACCGCCAUGUUCCGCCGCAAGGCCUUCCUCCACUGGUACACCGGAGAGGGCAUGGAUGAGAUGGAGUUCACCGAGGCCGAGAGCAACAUGAAUGACCUGGUGUCCGAGUACCAGCAGUACCAGGACGCCACGGCCGAGGAGGAGGGAGAGUUUGAGGAGGAAGUGGAAGAGGAUGCCUAAAAAAAGUAACAAAAAAAUGAAACAACGCGCUGAAGAAAAAGAAGAAAUCAAUAACCAAAAUAAAAAAAUUAAAAAAAAGUGAAAAAAAAAAAGAUAUGAAGGAAUGUAGCAGAACAGUUAGAGAGGGCAGGUUAGAGAAGGAUGCGGGUCUGAAAUGGUUAGAGAGAUAGAAACGAGAAGGAAGGUUGAAUGUAGUCAGAGAAGAGAAAGAGAAGCGGGAUGAGAAACAGCAUAAAAAUUACGUGACCAAAUCCAUGUGCCAUGGUUUACAGUGUAUUGUGACACCAUGCAGGCUGAUGUCACCAGGACCGGCCUCCCAGAAUCACUUUUUAACACGGAGAUCUUGUAGCAGACACACGAAUCAAAAGCACUUCUUCCACUUCACUUUCAUCAUGUAGGAACGAAAAAUACUGAAUUAAAGUAACGGUGCCGGCUUCGUACCUGCAGAAAAUGUGCUAAACAGUUAGACUUACAUUCACUCACAUGCCACACAAACAAGCUUGUGAUUUAUUUGCCAAAUAUUGAUGAAACCAGUUUUCCAUUCGUUGGAAAAAUCUCGGUGCUUCUUCACUGAUCUGCAGUGAAAAGUCCAACUUUGGAUGUUUUUAUUCCAAAAGCGUUAAAGUGUUUAAACAAGAGCGAAGACAAAGAAUGUCAAGAGAAACCCUAUAACUGUGACUUCAGUUGAAAUCAUGCCAUUAUCAGUGUUCAUUACUUUUAUCAGUGUUCAUUACUUGACAGCUUUCGAGACCCACUCUAAGAGAUAAAUGUGAACUUAGGUUGUAGACGGGACAAUACUGUCUCUCUCCAUUCCUGUUUUUCUUCAUGUUGUAGUGACAUUAACGAUUAUCAAUCGGUUGAAACGUGACACAGCAAAUCAUCAUGAUCAGGUCGCUGUUUUCUCACUUGUAUUGUAACUUUUACUUUAAUUCAUAAAGCACAAAGCGUAGACAGAUGUAAUAAAGACAGACGUGUUUUAAGAAGCCUUUUUUUUUUUAAGUGCAGAGCUUGCAGCUGAUUCAACAUAUAAUAUGCAAGUCAGUAAAGUUGUCAGUCAGAACAGACCAAAACUUUCAUUGAAUUCCUGGCAAAUGUCAUUUUUAAAAGUUUUAAUACGACAGCAGUAUUAGCAGGAUUUUUCUCAGGCGCCAGCCAACGUCGUGAGGACAGUCACACUCUGUAGAUGCCCCCGAAGCGUAUCAGCUUCAGUCUGAUCUCCUUAUUAUUUGGGUAUGUUAGACCCCAAAAAGGCCGGGGCUCCUCUUUUCUGUUGUUGUAUUAGAACCAUGUAUCUGCCAUGUGUUGUACAAGUUACCAACAAGAAAGAACCAUGUAUCUGCCAUGUGUUGUACAAGUUACCAACAAGAAAGUAUCUUUUUUUAAAGUAUUAAGGCUUCUUGAAACACAUUUCUCUGUGUUUUUAAUGUUCGAAAACUAAAAACAUGGAUUUACACUUUUAUAUUUCAUCUUAUAAAAUGUUUUGUCCUGUGAAGAUGUGCACGAUUUAACAUUCUGCUAAAUGUUUACACUCUGAGCCACUACAGUAUUCAUUCAAAUGGGACAAAAAGUCAUCAGUGUUCAGUAUGCGUGCUGUCUCUGUGUCUGUGUUGUUUGUUAGUAUCUUUUUAAUUCCCGUGGAACAGUGUGACUUAGGAUCAGUGCCUGUGAAACAUCUGUGAGAAAUAAAAAGGCGUUUGUAGGAAAAAAAA